AUGAAGGUUGCUAAUUUGAGACAACGGUUCUUCCACUCUGUUGCACCUGGCGGACUUGCGGGUGAUAGACGAGGAGUAGUCCCUGCAAAUGCGUUUGCUUUUAGCGCAGAACAAAUGUGGCAAGUCAUCAAAGACAACAAAGACUUGGAUCUUCCAGCACACAAGGUCAUGGUUGCAACAGUGCGUUGUGAGGAAAUUGCCAAUGAGAAGUUUUCCCAUUUCAUGGAAAAUGAGGAUUGGCGUCAGUUGGAAGAAGCUUCGCAGUCAGCUCCUGUUACCGGAUUUGGAAAGAAGCUGAGUCCAAUUCUUCAGUCUUGCUUAUCAGAGUAUGACACUGAAGCCACGUAUUUUGACGAAGGUGUGAGAUCUUCCAAGAGGCAACAGCUGCAAGAAAAGUUAUUGCAACUUGUUCAACCAGCUUUCCAAGAUGUGAUUGGACAUCUGAGAUCUGGAACACUUGAAAACUUCAAAGAGGCUUUUGAAAAGGCUUUGAACGCAGGAGAAGGGUUUUCAUCAUCUGCACACUCCUGUGCUCAGUCUUGCAUGUGUCAGUUUGACAAAGGAUGUGAAGAGGCUGUGAUUGAACAAGCAAACUGGGAUACAUCUAAAACUCGGGAAAAGCUUCAGCGUGAUAUUGAUGCCCAUAUUGAUUCUGCUCGUGCUGCGAAGUUGUCUGAACUGACUACGCUUUAUCAGUCAAAGCUAAACGAAGCAUUAGCUGGACCGGUGGAAGCUCUCUUAGAUGGAGCUAAUGAUGAGACGUGGCCAACAAUAAGAAAGCUACUAAAACGGGAAGCAGAAUUGGCCGUCUUUGGUCUCUCCAACGCAUUAUCUGGUUUUGAAAUGGAUGAAGCAACACGCAACAAAAUGCUCACUGACCUCGAGAACUACGCACAAGGUGUUGUUGAAGGGAAAGCAAAGGAAGAAGCUGGACGGGUGUUGAUGCGUAUGAAGGAUAGGUUUGCAACAAUCUUCAGUCACGAUUCUGAUUCAAUGCCACGUGUCUGGACUGGAAAAGAAGACAUCAGAGCAAUUACCAAAAUGUCUCGCUCUGCAUCCUUGAAACUGCUGUCGGUUAUGUCUGUCAUCCGCUUAGACAACGAACUCGACAAUGUCGAGAAGAUCUUGUCGCUUGCUCUGGUUGAUUCCACAAACAACACUUCUUCAAGCAAGAGCAUCACCACUGCCGAUUCCCUCGCUUCAAGCACUUGGGAGCAGGUCGCACCAACAAAGACAUUAAUUACACCUGUUCAAUGUAAAUCAUUGUGGCGACAAUUCAAGAAUGAGACACAAUAUACCGUUACACAGGCCAUUUCUGCACAGGAAGCUAACCGAAGAAAUAAUAAUUGGAUGCCACCUCCAUGGGCAAUGGUUGCCUUAGUUGUUCUUGGCUUCAAUGAAUUUAUGACUCUUUUAAGAAAUCCUCUGUACAUUGGCUUCUUUUUUGUUGUCUACCUGGUUGCCAAAGCCAUGUGGGUGCAACUAGACGUCUCAGCAGAAUUUCGUAAUGGCGCGCUACCUGGGUUGAUCUCUUUAUCAACCAAGCUUCUUCCCACCGUCAUGAAUCUACUGAGAAAGCUCGCCGAACAAGGACAAGCUCCAUCGGCAAAUAGUAACCCCCAACAGGGUACAGCCAGCGGAGUAAGCAGCAGUGUUGGUUCAUCUUCAUCAAGCUUAAAUUCAACAGAAACUGUAUCCAACAGCACGAAAGAUGACUAA
Molecule: messenger RNA, 1719 nt
Organism: Microthlaspi erraticum
Lineage: Eukaryota; Viridiplantae; Streptophyta; Magnoliopsida; Brassicales; Brassicaceae
Source: the annotation of a GenBank genome assembly